Molecule: messenger RNA, 441 nt
Organism: Coniosporium apollinis CBS 100218
Lineage: Eukaryota; Fungi; Ascomycota; Dothideomycetes
Exons: 2
Coding region: 1-441 (146 amino acids)
Source: RefSeq, a predicted model, not a curated record
AUGCAAGUCUACUGCAGCCAACUCUUCUCAGCGGAAGGCCAAUCCCCCUUCGGCCUGCACAGCGACUCCGGCCACCCAAGCCGCCCUGCCCGUCCCGCACGUCGCCGAAAAACAGACACAGCCGAGGAUGUCGAGAUCAUCACACCAGCAACCUACGCUCGCGCAUUGCACGACUGGACCGCCAACCAACUCUGCGCCGCAACGCGUGCGAUGAACCGAAACUCGCAGCCAGACACUCCGGUAUCUUAUAGCAAGGCUCUAAGCAGUCCUUCCACGCUCGCGGAGAGGAGGCUGGAUGUCUCGAUGGCGAAGCUGACGCUCGAGCCGGAUCCGAGGGCCAGGCCGGGACGGUUGUUUAGUGAUCACCCUGGAGAGAGUCCGAGAAGGGGCGCGGGUGAGGGAAGGGAGCUGGGGGCGGGGAGGGGAAGCCAGCGAGUGUGA